Molecule: messenger RNA, 3963 nt
Organism: Hippocampus zosterae (dwarf seahorse)
Lineage: Eukaryota; Metazoa; Chordata; Actinopteri; Syngnathiformes; Syngnathidae
Gene: vill
Product: villin-like
Exons: 19
Coding region: 286-2919 (877 amino acids)
Biological process (GO): actin polymerization or depolymerization; actin filament severing; cytoskeleton organization
Cellular component (GO): actin cytoskeleton; cytoplasm
Molecular function (GO): phosphatidylinositol-4,5-bisphosphate binding; actin filament binding
Source: RefSeq, a predicted model, not a curated record
CUAUUCUCCCAUUGGAGCUCGCAUUCGCAGCCCCCGUCCUGCGCGAGAUUGGCAGGAAGGCAAAUUGCAGGUGUGUUGCGGGAGUGGGCGUGGAAGCCAAUCCGCUCCAGCUCCGGCACAUGCACGCACAGGUCGUGCCUUGGCUUUUUCCAACGUGCGCAGCUUCCAAGACAACGAGGUCGCUUUUGCUUUGCUCCCGGCGCCAAAAAUAUCGUCGGCUUUCUAAAAAGUCCACCUCUUCUCCGCCACUUGUUUUGACCUUGACAUUGACAUUUUGCGCUCGUGAUGAUGAACGAGGCCAAGAAAGAUGCCUUCGGGGGUGUCAACAGAAAAGCCGGCCUGCAGAUAUGGACCAUUAACAAGCUGAAGAUGGUGCCAGUGCCGGCCCAAAGCUUCGGCAACUUUUAUGAGGGCGAUUGUUACAUCGUGCUGCAUACGAGCGACAACUCGGGCACGGUGGACAUUCACUACUGGAUCGGGAAGGUCUCAUCGCAGGACGAGCAGGGGGCGGCGGCCGUCUACGUCACGCAGCUGGACGAGCACCUGGGCGGCACGGCGGUGCAGCGCAGGGAGGUGCAGGGCCACGAGUCGCCACGCUUCCGCGGCUACUUCAAAAAGGGCCUCGUCUACAAAAAGGGGGGCGCGGCGUCCGGUUUCAAGCACGUGGACACCAACGCCUACGACGUCCUGCGCCUGCUGCACGUCAAAGGGCGCAAGCACGUCACAGCCGCCGAGGUGGAGGCAUCGUGGAGCAGCUUCAACACUGGCGACUGCUUUCUACUGGACGCGGGCCAACUCAUCGUGCAGUGGAAUGGCGACAAGAGCAACAGGAGGGAGAAGCUCAAGGCCACCUUGCUGGCUCAGGAGAUCCGCGACCGGGAGCGAGGGGGCCGGGCUCGGAUCGGCGUCGUGGAGGGCGCCGACGAGCGCGACUCGCCCGAGCUCAUGGAGAGCAUGAUGGCGUCGCUGGGCCCGAGGAGCGCCCCGCUCAAGGCCGCCGUGCCCGACGACGACUCGGGGGGCGCGCGCAAGGCCGCCGUCCGGCUCUACCAUGUUUCCGACGUCAGCGGGAAUCUGGUGGUUCGGGAAAUCGCGACGCAGCCUCUGAGCCAAGACCUCCUGCAGUCCUCCGACUGCUACAUUUUGGACGACGGCGUCUCCGCCGUCAUGGUGUGGAAGGGAAAACGCGCCUCCGAGGAGGAGAGGCGGGGGUCUCUCAACCGGGCGGUGGUGAGCGAUGCGUGCGGCGAGCGGGCGUCGUUGGGUGCGAAAGUGUCGUCGCUAUUCCCCGUUCCUUGUCAGGCUUACAUCAAGGCCAAGAACUACCCGGCCAGCACCGGCGUGGAAGUGAUGUGCGAGGGCGGCGAGUCGGCCAUGUUCAAGCACCUCUUCAAGGAGUGGAGGGACAAGAAUCAAACGCAGGGCCUGGGCGUCACGCACGGCCUGGGCAAGAUAGCCAAGGUGGACCAGGUGAAGUUCGACGUGCUGGAGCUUCACGCCCGCCCCGAGCUGGCGGCGCAGCAGCGCAUGGUGGAUGACGCCUCAGGCGACGUCAAGGUGUGGCGCAUCGAGAAUUUGGAGCCGGCGGAGGUCGACCCCAGGACGUACGGACAGUUCUACGGCGGAGACUGCUACCUGGUGCUCUACACGUAUCGUGUGUCCGGCCGGGAGCGGCGCCUUCUCUACAUGUGGCAGGGGCGUCACGCCACCAAAGACGAGGUGACGGCCUGCGCCUAUCAGGCCGCGCUGCUGGACGCCAGGUACGACGGCACCCCCGUGCAGGUGCGGGUGGUCAUGGGGAAGGAGCCCCGCCACUUCCUGGCCAUCUUCAAGGGCAAACUUAUCAUCUUUCAGGGCGGCACAGGUCGAGCCGGCGCUGCGGAGCCCGCGGGCGGAGGACCCAGGCUCUUCCAGGUUCGGGGGACCAACGAGCUCAACACCAAAGCCACCGAGGUUCAGGCCAGGGCGUCGUCCCUCAACACCAACGACGUUUUCCUGCUCCAGAGCGAGCACUCGUGCUACCUGUGGUACGGAAAGGGUUGCAACGGCGACGAGAGGAUGAUGGCCAAGGCCGUUUCCGACGUGCUCUCCAAGCGCGACAAACAGGUGGUGAUGGAGGGCCGGGAGCCCGCCGACUUCUGGGUCGCCCUCGGAGGGAAGGCCCCCUACGCCAGUGACAAGAGUCUCCAGAGGGAGGAGCCGCUUCACAGCCCCCGCCUGUUUGAAUGCUCCAAUCAGACGGGCCGGUUCCGGAUGACGGAGGUGGACGACUUUGCGCAGAGCGACCUGGACGAGGACGACGUCAUGCUGCUGGACACCUGGGAGGAGAUUUUCUUGUGGCUGGGGAACUCCGCCAACCAGUCGGAGACCAAGGAGGCGUGGGAUUGCGCCCGCGAGUACUUGCGCACCCACCCGGCGGGCCGCCAGCAGGACACGCCCGUGGUCUCCGUCAAGCAGGGUUUCGAGCCCCCCACCUUCACCGGCUGGUUUAACGCCUGGGACCCCCACAAGUGGAGCGCGGGCAAGUCCUACGAGCAGCUGAAGAAGGAGCUGAACGGCGAGGCGUCGUUGUCGCAGAGCAUCUCGGAGCUGAUCGCCAGCUCUUUAAAUUCGGGCGGCGGGGGCCCCGCGAGCCCGUCUACUUUGUACACGAGUCGCGUCGGCGACUCGUCCCCUCACGCCGCCGGCGGGAGCGCAUCGCGGCCCCCCUCCACCACCGCCGGGGGGAAGGGCGUGGCCCCCGAGCUCCUCAUCGACAAGGCCGCCUCGGAGCUGCCGCCGGGCGUGGACCCCUGCCGCAAAGAGAACUUCCUGUCCGACGCUGACUUUGAACAGCUACUCGGCGUGGGCCGCUUCGAAUUCCAGCGCCUGGCGAUAUGGCGGCAGAAUGAGCUGAAAAAGAAGGCGGGGCUUUUUUAACACCACCACAGAGAACCAAUCGCUUUUUAGCAGCAACUGCGGAGGCCUGACACUGUAUGGGAGGGGGCGGGGGGUCAUUUCUUUUUGAAAAUCGAAGUCCAGCAAACCUGACGCGAUUUGAAAACUCGCAAUCGACUGAAUUUUUUUUUCUUUUUUUUUUUCUCAACCUCAUUGACGAAUUGUGUCCAUUUUUAGAAGUCAAGCGUUUAAAACGCCAAAGUUUGGCCACCCCUGCUCGAGAGGAAAAAGAUCAUUUCAUGUCCCAUUUGAUUCAAAUAUCCAGUGAAAGAAAUGGGGCCGCCUGCAACGGGCCGUGCGCGCUCACCGUUAUUUCAUGUUCAAGAAAUUGUAAGCCAAUUUGUAUUGCCAUAAAUAACGCUGAAGAAAAUGAUUUGACUUGUCGAUACCCGAAACGGCCCGCCGGGAAUAUUGGGCCGCUCCCGAGUUGCACCGAGGAUGAUGCAAUCGGGGUCAUUCGCUCGCAGGUAGCAAUUACCAUUCUGGCCCCCAAGAAACCCAAACACACAUAAACCGUUUUUUUUGGUUUUGUUUUACAAAAUGACAACACCUCGCUGAGGCUGAGGGUUUUAUUCAUGAAGCAGCGUAAAACCCAGUGACGCGUUGUCCAGUCGCAUUUUCACGCGGUUGAUGACUUGACAUCAUUUGGCCUGACAAAACAACAACAAAAACGUGGCCUCGCGAAGCUCGCCGAGACAAAAAAGAUGCGAAACGCCAUCACAUGUCUUGGGGUCAGAAAAGAGCACGCCUAUGAAUGAAAGACGUUAGUGCUGGUUGUCGUCCUUUCCAACCCAAGCUCGUGACCAUCAGUGGGACAAAUGCGUUCAAAUGCUCGUUGGUGGUUAUUCUGCAGGAGGAGCGGGGGAGAUAAAGAAAAAAAAUGCACUCAGAACUGGUUGGAGUGGCAACUUUGCUUUUCCCUUGCGUUAUUCGGCGUCCAGGAGCAUGACGUGCACGAAAAGGCCGGCCGCCGAGAUCAAGUCGCCGUUCUUGUUCAGGAGCGGAACGUGCCGAUAACCUGGGAAA